AUGGCCGGCUGGGAUCAGACAAACGACACAGUUGUAAAUUUGGUUGCCGUUACCGCUGGGGGGGAGAGGACGACUUUUGAUGUUCCCCAAGAAACUUCCAUCCUGGCCUCGUUAUCCACGACGAAUGCCGUCGCCUUCUUUGGUGAGAAGUCUAUUAUUACUCUGGGCGGCUUGGACGGAUCCAAUAUGAAGUUUCUUCUUCCCCAAACCUGUGACGGAACGAAGCUGAGGGGAGUUUCACGCGGCGAUUCCGUGAGUGGCGUCUCGCUAGUGUGGUACUCUGGCGAAGCCCGCGAUUGUAUCUUUGUCCUAGAUGCAAAAGGCAAACCACCCACUUUCUUGGCAGGUCUUGGCGGAAAAUACAGUGAUGUGGUGAAUGUUCGUUACGGUAAUAGUUUUGGCUUGCUCACCUCAACCAGUUUUUCCGUCUUGAGCUACGACGGCACAGUAGUUGACAGUGCCGACGUGAACAACCCGGCCUACGUCUCGUCGUUGUCCUCAAGCGAUAGUGGUCAAGGCAUCUUUGUGGUGAUCUCUGCUGAAAAUGUGGUCACUUGCUUUCAGGUAAGUGGCUUGCUACGUGUUUGGAACUAUACACUACACUCGGCGUCAAGGGCCCCAGUCACGUACUACAACGAGGGCAUUUUUAUUUCCACCGAGACUGGACCAUUCUUUCUGACGCUGGAGGAACUCACCUAUCCGUGUCGUGAUCGAGCAUUUUUUAAUGUCACGCGUCUGCCCAUGGAGGGCCGAUCCACGCUGCACACAAAGGUGGUGGUGGACGAGGAGUACGCCAUUGCAUUUGUCACCACGUAUGACACAUUCUAUGCCUUUGAUGCCAUGACAGGGGAAGUUAUUUGGCAACGACAAGAUCUCUUGGCGGUGGCUGACACCGUUGUCAUUCAGGAGGGCAUGGUGGUGGUGGUUAGCACCGAAAGCAGUGGCGUGGUGUUUCUAAAUCCGUUCACCGGGGCCUCGCUAUUGCACGUUGCCAAUACUGGACCGCGGAGCGGUGAGAUUUAUCUUUCCGCGGAUAAGACGGUUAUGGGUUUUGGUGGUGUGAUGUCCACCGCAAUUAACAUCACUGACUAUGCACAUUACUUUAGCGGGGUAAGGGCAAACCGUCCCAAGCGCCCAGCACCGCCAGCGUACAGGCCGUACAACUACGGUCCCAAUGACCGGCCGAAUGAUUGCUCCAAACCAGACAGCGCGGGGAUGCCCAUCUACACAAGUUUGCCACAGCUCUGGGCCUCUGCGUCACACUACGGACAAACAGGGGCCAAGCAAAGUGUUCUUGCCAUGACACCUGGACAGAGGAGCGGCUGGGUUGCCUCCUUGAGUGAGCGAACGGUGUACAUUGCCCGUGCCUUGGAAGGCGCCUUUGCCGAGACCACGCGUUUUACCUUGAAGAAAACUGGAUGUGACGUCUUGAAUUUGUACGCCAUCAACUCAGAGCGGGCCUAUGUAAGCGUUAGGUGUGCCAAGGAAACAUAUUUUUACAACACUUCAGGAGCACAAAUAGGGAGCAUAAAGCGUGCAGCGAAGAACAGCAUUUCCGUUGUCGUAAAAAGUAGUGGAUAUUUUGUGAACAGCGACAACGUGAUUGAGGCUGUGAGUUUGACUAGCUUCCAACCACUGCCUGCAUCUCCUGGUAAGGCCAAGUGUACGACGGAGUUUGACCUUCUUGCCGCUCCUCGACUAGAGCGUUUCCUAUUUGUUUGCCACGGUGUGGGUGUUCAAGUCUUGGAUUACGCAUCGCUGGCACAAAUUGGCAGUACAAUUACCGCUGGAACGGAUCAAGACCGCUUCACAAUGUAUGAGGUGGAUGAAAGCCUUGCUGUGGCCGUCGCUUGCGGUGAAAGUGCCUCGGGUGUGUACAUGGUGGCCUUCACCUUGGACACAACAGCAAAACUUGUCGUACACAACGAGACGGCCAAGGGCACCCCUUUUUGUGGUGUUAGGUAUCCUGCGUAUCCCAGCAACGCCGAUCCAGUGAUCGUCUUCGCCUACCCGAAUGGGUACAAGACCUGGGUCGUAAAAGGUGGACAAAUUAAGCUGUCAGAGGUGGUGCCCAAUACCUAUCCUGCAGCCAUUACAAGCCAUGGAGUGAUUUACUACAACACAGGGUACGAUUACUAUUUCCGAGCUUACGGAGCAUCGAAGAGUUCACUUUUGAUCAGUUCGCAGGCAAAGCCCAGCGGAAGUAUGAUGGUAAAAGGAGCGGAUGGUUUUAAAGUUACUCCGUUAGCCAUCAUCUAUGGAAAUGGAUUCAGUUUUGCCGUUGACACCUCUGUAGCAAACCCCACAGCUCAUUGGGGCGACAAUGGCAUGAUUCAGUUCAAACCUGCAACACGUUUCGUCUCCUUUCCUCCGUUUGUUUACACGACAGCCGACAAUUCGUUUGUGGGGCUUGCGAUUCUCGAGGGUUCUUUUGCUGUUCAAGGAAAUUUUCGAAUGAAUACGGCCCUGGUAAAUAACGAGCAACGCGUGUUUUUGUCGCAAACAAGGACAAUUGGCUGUAUGAGCUUGGACGGCCGAGUGCUAUGGAAUCUCGGUUUUUCAAAUGUUAAUAGUCCGUACAUAACAUUCAGUCCCGUUGUGCUGAGUAAUUCCGACUUUGCGCUCGUGUCCGGUGGGGUACUUGCAGCGGCAAUAAUCAACAAAAGAACUGGAGCAGUUGCGAGGACAUUUCUGUUUGAGAGAUGCAAAGUCGCUCCAGACUCUCCCGAUGCUCAUGUGGUUGUUAAUGGAACUCUUGUGUACGUUGGAAUUGUUGGAUGGUCAUGUGUGCACAUUGUCGACCUCAAUCUGCAGAAUACAAGUGGCAAAAUUACAGGACCGGAGGUAAAAGUAUUGGAGGUGGAAGGUGUCAUGGCUGGGCUUCUUCCAGGGUACCCGCUUUUGGCGAGGGUGGAGUAUGCGAAUCACUUAGUUUUCGCGAUGGAGCCCGAAGGCGGUGAUAAAAAACGUCCAACAGUUGUUGUGUACCGCGUAGAUGACGUUUCCUCUUCUUCAUGGACGCGACUUUGGGGGACGUCUGUGCGCCUUGACUUGGGUUCCGUCUCUACGUACGGCUACUUCCUGUACACUGCUGCGGGCGCGGUACUGAACGUGUACGAUUUGCUGACGGGAAGAUAUGUUUGGGGGUAUAUUUUUGAAACAGGCGUUGCAGGACCAGUUUUGGGCGCAGAUCGCACGUUGUAUGUGGCCACGCAGGGUGGUCUCCAAUCGCUUCGUUCUCCGCUGAGCAUACCAUGGUCCCUGCGUCGCAUGGGCAACAUCACCUUUCCAAAGCGCAGGGCCGAAUCGCCGUCGACCACCGUUGUUGGACCGGUACGUACGCCUUAUGGGCAUGUUCUCUUCUCUAACGCUGCUGGCACGGUUGCCUACGCACACGAACGUGAAGGCCCCGCAACCAAAUUGGCCUGGUACGCCGAAAAGGCUAUCUAUCGCUUUGGUAGGUCAGCUUUGAACGCCACCGCGGUGGUUGGCCUGUUUGACGCGACGGAUGGCACGGGAUUUCUGGAUCUGACAUCGGGCAGGAUGCUGUGGUUGAGCGGCGUCUACCCAUCGAGCGGCAUCACCAACGGCGUCGCAUUACCCCCAGCCCCGUUCUUCGUCUGCUCGUUUGUCAUGAGUAGUCCGACAUGUCGAAGGGUGCCUCUGUCCCUUAUUGCUCCUCGCCACGCCCUCCCUUUGUACAGGUAUGAGUCCGAGCCAACCGAGACGACACCGCCCGAUUGGGACCCGAUUUAUCCAGACAGUAGUGGCUCCGUGCCGUUGCAUCCAUCACCGCGCUGCGUAUCCAUGAUGCACGCCUACAUUCCCCCAUUUGCCAACUGUGUUGACAAGGCCAUAGCAACCAUUUACACGAACGGUAGAGCAACGGAGUUAGAAUGCCCUAAUUCCCUCGUUUUGAUUAAUAAUUGCAAACACGCCUUACAGGAGUUGGCGGACGCGUGUCCUGACGUUGCUGCAAGUGUGAUGGAUAAUUGGAAAAGACAAACUUUGGAUGAGACCUCCCCCUUGGGUCUGUGUAAACCAGCAGAGGCAGAGGCGCGCUGCCACACGAAAGAUGACUCGAUAUUAUCUUUUACCUGCACCCUUGUGAGCUUGGAGUUUAUCCUCAACGGCUACGAAAACCCCAUUGGCUACGAACUUGGCUACCAGCUGCCAACAUUUUUCUUUCCCACAAAACCGAAAACUGUGAACGUUGCUGCCAUUGUAGGUGGGGUGAUGACGGCCCUUGUCGUGAUUGCCAUUGGUGCGGCGGUGGGAGUGUACUACUACCGGAGAAAGAAGAAGGUGCGGGAUGCACGCUUCUUUGAUGACGACGUGGAUGCCUCCCUGCUCGGCAGCGAGAGGAAUGACCAGCCAAUGAAGCCCAUCUCCAACCGAAGUCACACGUACAGCUCAAAGGAAGGCUCAAUCAACGCUGGUGGGGAGGCGUCACGCGCGCAGCAGCAGCAGCAGCAGCAACAGACUCCGCCGCUCUCAUCUCCACCGGCACCCAACGGCGGCUUUCCUGCGACGCGGGAAGCUGCAGCAGUAAGAACUCCCGCAGCACCCGCACACGCACCGGCAGUAGCUGUCGGCCCUAAAAAGAUGCCUCCCAAAAUGCCAAUGAAAAUGCCGGGUAAAAUGCCACCGACAAAGGCGCUUGGUCCUAAACUGCCGCCGCAGAUGGCGGCGGCAAAAAGACCAGUGCAUGGGGGGCCAAUCAUUGACGAUGACCUGUAG
Messenger RNA from Trypanosoma conorhini, 4740 nucleotides. RefSeq lists its product as uncharacterized. Bases 1 to 4740 code for a protein of 1579 amino acids. NCBI's taxonomy places the organism in Eukaryota, Euglenozoa, Kinetoplastea, Trypanosomatida, Trypanosomatidae. Gene Ontology annotation, molecular function: protein binding. The record is from RefSeq and is a predicted model, not a curated record. The transcript has a single exon.